AUGGGAGAUGAAGAUUGGGAAGCAGAAAUCAUCAAACCUCAUGUGUCUUCUUAUGUUCCUGUAUUUGAAAAGGAUAAAUAUUCUUCUGGAGCAAAUGGAGACACUUUUAACAGGACUUCAGUUUCAUCACCAGAAAUGGACAACGGAUCUUCAAGGAAAGAUCCUUUCUUGAGGACUGGAUUUGGCUCUGGGAGAAGUUUGGGAAACAGAGAUGUUGGAGAGUUUAGUAAAAGAGAGACUAUACCCACAAUGGGUAGUUUUGGAAGUGGAAAAGGUUUUGGAAACAGAGGUUUUCCAAAUAAUAAGUUUGAAGAAGGUGAUAGCUCUGGUUUCUGGAAAGAGUCUAAUAAUGAUUGUGAAGAUAAUCAAACAUGGAACAGAGGGUUUUCCAAGAGAGGCGGCUUUCAAGAUGGAAAUGAAUCAGAAGCUUCCGGGCCACCCAGAAGAGGUGGAAGAGGUAGUUUCCGAGGUUGCCGUGGAGGAUUUGGUGGUAUAGGAAGACCAAGUAGUGAGAACAACGAUCAAGAUGAGGGAACACAGCGUGCCAGUGGUCUUUUUGGUUCUAGAAGACCAGCCUUAAGUGGUGCAGGUAAUGGUGACACUUUCCAAAGCAGAAGUGGUAGUGGUAGUGGACGAGGUGGUUAUAAAGGUUUAAAUGAAGAAGUAAUAACAGGCACUGGAAAGAAUUCUUGGAAGUCAGAAGCUGAAGGAGGAGAAAGUGGUGACGUUCAAGGACCGAAAGUAACCUACAUACCCCCUCCUCCACCAGAGGAUGAAGAUUCCAUCUUUGCACAUUAUCAGACAGGCAUAAACUUUGACAAAUAUGACACUAUUCUUGUAGAAGUAUCUGGACAUGAGGCACCACAAGCAAUUCUGACUUUUGAAGAAGCUAAUCUUUGUCAAACAUUGAGUAACAACAUUGCCAAAGCUGGUUAUACUAAGCUUACACCUGUGCAAAAAUACAGUAUUCCUAUUAUAUUAGCUGGACGAGAUUUGAUGGCUUGUGCUCAAACAGGGUCUGGGAAGACUGCGGCUUUUCUCUUGCCUAUAUUGGCUCAUCUGAUGCGUGAUGGAAUAACUGCAAGUCGCUUUAAAGAACUUCAGGAACCAGAGUGUAUUAUUGUAGCACCAACUCGAGAAUUGAUCAAUCAGAUUUAUUUGGAAGCCAGAAAAUUUUCUUUUGGGACUUGCAUCAGAGCGGUUGUUAUAUAUGGGGGAACCCAGUUAGGUCAUUCAAUUCGACAGAUAGUACAAGGCUGUAAUAUAUUAUGUGCCACACCUGGGAGACUGAUGGAUAUCAUAGGUAAAGAGAAGAUUGGACUCAAACAAGUCAAGUAUUUAGUUUUGGAUGAGGCAGAUCGCAUGUUGGAUAUGGGCUUUGGACCAGAAAUGAAGAAGCUGAUUUCUUGCCCAGGAAUGCCAUCAAAAGAACAACGUCAAACCCUUUUGUUUAGUGCUACUUUUCCAGAAGAAAUUCAGAGGUUGGCUGGGGAGUUUUUAAAGUCAAAUUAUUUGUUUGUUGCUGUUGGACAAGUGGGUGGAGCAUGUAGAGAUGUUCAACAAAGCAUUCUUCAAGUUGGCCAGUACUCAAAAAGAGAAAAACUUGUUGAAAUUCUACGAAACAUAGGUGAUGAGAGAACUAUGGUCUUUGUUGAAACUAAGAAAAAAGCAGAUUUUAUUGCAACCUUUCUUUGUCAAGAAAAAAUAUCAACUACAAGUAUUCAUGGUGAUCGAGAACAGAGAGAGAGAGAGCAAGCUCUUGGAGAUUUUCGCUAUGGAAAGUGUCCAGUUCUUGUUGCUACUUCGGUGGCUGCCAGAGGAUUGGAUAUUGAGAAUGUUCAACAUGUUAUCAAUUUUGAUCUUCCUUCUACCAUUGAUGAAUAUGUUCAUCGAAUUGGACGUACUGGGCGUUGUGGGAAUACCGGCAGAGCAAUUUCUUUUUUUGAUCCUGAAUCAGAUAACCAUUUAGCACAGCCUCUAGUCAAAGUACUGUCAGAUGCUCAACAGGAUGUUCCUGCAUGGUUGGAGGAAAUUGCCUUUAGUACAUAUGUUCCUGGCUUCAGUGGUAGUACAAGAGGAAAUGUGUUUGCAUCAGUCGAUACUAGAAAGAAUUUCCAGGGCAAGAGCACUUUAAAUACAGCCGGAUUUUCUUCUUUACAAGCUGCGAAUCCAGUAGAUAAUGAUUCAUGGGAUUAAAGCAAAAAACAAACGACCAAAAAAUGCUUCAAGUAUGGUUUUGAUGGAGAGAAGAAAAGUUUUGAUUUUUAAAUUUUUAACAGAAGUGUGAAAUCUGACAUUAUAACUCUUAUCCUUCUGUUCUCCUACCCUUAAAAAAACUAUGCAAACUAGUUAUG
Molecule: messenger RNA, 2354 nt
Organism: Dipodomys ordii (Ord's kangaroo rat)
Lineage: Eukaryota; Metazoa; Chordata; Mammalia; Rodentia; Heteromyidae
Gene: Ddx4
Product: DEAD (Asp-Glu-Ala-Asp) box polypeptide 4
Exons: 21
Coding region: 1-2196 (731 amino acids)
Biological process (GO): gamete generation; cell differentiation
Cellular component (GO): P granule; nucleus
Molecular function (GO): RNA helicase activity; ATP binding; RNA binding
Source: RefSeq, a predicted model, not a curated record